Messenger RNA from Rangifer tarandus platyrhynchus (Svalbard reindeer), 1803 nucleotides. Lineage: Eukaryota; Metazoa; Chordata; Mammalia; Artiodactyla; Cervidae. The record is from the annotation of a GenBank genome assembly.
AUGGCGCCCAGCUCGAAAUCGGAGCGGAACAGCGGGGCCGGGAGCGGCGGUGGCGGCCCCGGGGGCGCCGGGGGAAAGCGGGCAGCGGGGCGACGGCGGGAGCACGUCCUCAAGCAGCUGGAGCGGGUCAAGAUUAGUGGGCAGCUCUCUCCUCGCCUCUUCCGGAAGCUGCCACCCAGGGUCUGCGUCUCUCUCAAGAACAUUGUGGAUGAAGACUUCCUCUAUGCAGGACACAUCUUCCUGGGCUUUUCCAAGUGCGGCCGUUAUGUUCUCUCCUACACGAGCAGCAGUGGGGACGACGACUUCUCUUUCUACAUCUACCACCUGUACUGGUGGGAGUUCAACGUGCACAGCAAGCUCAAGCUGGUCCGCCAGGUGCGGCUCUUCCAGGACGAGGAGAUCUACAGUGACCUAUACCUGACUGUGUGCGAGUGGCCCAGUGAUGCCUCCAAAGUCAUUGUCUUUGGCUUCAACACCCGCUCAGCCAACGGCAUGCUCAUGAACAUGAUGGUGAUGAGCGACGAGAACCACCGGGACAUCUACAUCAGCACUGUGGCUGUGCCGCCUCCGGGCCGCUGUGCCGCCUGCCGAGACGCCAGCCGCGCCCACCCAGGUGACCCGAGCGCACAGUGCCUGCGGCACGGCUUCAUGCUGCACACCAAGUACCAGGUGGUCUACCCCUUCCCCACCUUCCAGCCCGCCUUCCAGCUCAAGAAGGACCAGGUGGUGCUGCUCAACACCAGCUACUCUCUGGUGGCCUGCGCCGUCUCGGUGCACGCGGCAGGAGACAGCAGCUUCUGCCAGAUCCUAUACGACCACACCACCUACCCCCCGGCCCCUCCCAGCCCCCCUGGACCCCAGAGCCCAGAGUUACCCCCUGUUCUCCCCAGCCUCUGCCCUGAAGCAGCCCCAGCCUGGCCCUCUGGGACCCCCGAUCCCUCGCCUGCCAUUGCCAAAGCCAAGGAGUUUGUGGCUGACAUCUUCCGCCGGGCCAAAGAGGCCAAGGGUGGGACCUCGGAGGAAGUCCGGCCACCCCCCUGCCCAGGGCCUUCAGGCAGCCGCUGCCGCCUGCCCUCUGAGCCCCUUGGCCCAGGUGGGGAGGCGGUGCCCCGGGACAGCCCCCCUGCAGCAGAGGCGCCCGCCCCAGAGCCUGGAUACGUCAACUACACCAAGCUCUAUUACGUGCUGGGGUCCGGUGAGGGGACAGAGCCAGAGGAUGAGUUCGAGGAUGACAAGAUCUCCCUGCCCUUCGUGGUGACUGAUCUCCGAGGUCGCAACCUGCGGCCCAUGCGUGAGCAGGCCGCCGUCCAGGGUCAGUACCUGACAGUCGAGCAGCUCACACUGGACUUCGAGUAUGUCAUCAACGAGGUGAUCCGCCAUGAUGCCACUUGGGGUCACCAGUUCUGUUCCUUUAGCGACUAUGAUAUUGUCAUCCUGGAGGUCUGCCCAGAAACCAACCAGGUCCUCAUUAACAUUGGCCUGCUGCUCCUGGCGUUCCCAUCCCCCACCGAGGAAGGCCAGCUCCGACCAAAGACCUACCACACCAGUCUCAAGGUGGCAUGGGACCUCAACACAGGCAUCUUUGUGACAGUCAGUGUGGGCGACCUCACUGAGGUCAAAGGACAGACGAGCGGCAGCGUCUGGAGCUCAUAUCGCAAGAGCUGCGUGGACAUGGUCAUGAAGUGGCUGGUGCCCGAGAGCAGCGGCCGAUACGUCAACAGGAUGACCAACGAGGCCCUGCACAAAGGGUGCUCACUGAAAGUUCUGGCUGACAGCGAGCGAUACACGUGGAUUGUGCUGUGA